AAAUUUAGAGGUACAACCUUAUAAAAACCACAUCUUUUUUUUUUAUGAGUAAUGAUCCUCGGAAAACCUUUUACACUCAUAUGAGUAGGAUUUCAAAAGUUGUUAAAUAGAUAAAAUCUUUUUACACUCAUGCGUGUAAAAUUUCAAAAAUUAUUAUAUAAAUAAAAUUUGAUUUUUUAAAAAAAUGUGUCAAAAUUCAACGACGAUCUUUUACGCCCAUUCGGUGAGGUAGGUCUCGUAGGAUCAUUACUCUUUCUUAUUAAUGCGAAAUUAUUCCCGCAUGGACACAACAACUUGCCCUAAUUUUUUUUUUAAUUACAUUUGCUCUCUUCAAGCGCCCCCUUAUCCAGUCAUUUUUGUGCACUCUCGUGUUAACGCACACCCCCCUCUCUCCUAGUUUCUUCUGCGACUACUAGGGAAAGCUCAUCAAUGGCGGAAUGAAUUGUUUGAAUCAAUCGCAUACCAUCCAUUAGAGCCUCUCUCAUGGCUCUUCAGUUACUCCCCUCGCCUCUCCAGAGAGACCCCAUUUCAAAUAUAUCAUCCAUAGAUCUUUCUCCUUUAAAACCCACCCAAAAACCAUUUUAUCUGUCUACCCAUCCAUCUCUCUCUUCUUCCUCUUGCUCUCUCUCUGACCUAUCAUUCUCCUCCUCCCUCUCUCCUCUCCCCCUGCAAUUCCCCACCAAGAGCCUCAAACCCAACUCCCCAUUUCUUCGUUUUCCCAUAAACGCUGUUGCUGUAAAUCCCCAAGAACUUCCCAGGAGUAGUCCUAAAAGGCUUCUAAAAGAGCUCGAAGAGAGGAAGAAAACAGUUAUUCCAAAGAAGAAAAUACCCCCAAAACGAUACAUUUUAAAACCACCACUCGAUGACCAGAGGCUUACUGCUAGGUUCUUAAAUAGUCCUCAAUUAUCUCUCAAAGCUUUCCCUCUCUUAAGUUCUUGCUUACCCUCUAAUCGCCUCAACAAUGCCGAUAAACAGUGGAUUGAUGAAUAUCUAUUAGAAGCAAAACAGGCACUUGGGUACCCAUUAGAGCCUUCUGAGGAAUUGGGGGAUGAUAAUCCGGCAAAGCAAUUCGACACUCUUCUUUAUUUGGCGUUUCAACACCCCUCAGGUGAUCGAACAAAUGCUAGGCAUGUUCGGUCGGGCCAUUCAAGGCUCUGGUUUUUGGGGCAAUAUGUCCUUGAGCUUGCUUUUGCUGAGUUCUUUUUGCAAAGGUACCCGAGAGAAUCUCCGGCUUCAAUUAGAGAGAGAGUGUUUGGGUUCAUUGGGAAGAGGAAUUUGACAAGGUGGAUCAAAGCCGCCAGCUUGCAGAAUUUGAUAUUUCCUUAUGAUGAUAUCGAUAGGAUGCUAAGGAAGGAGAGGGAACCCCCUGUCAAGUCGGUGUUUUGGGCCAUAUUUGGAGCUAUUUACUUAUGUUUUGGUAUGCCUGAAGUAUACCGGGUUCUUUUUGAGGCCUUUGGAAUGGACCCAAAAGACGAGAGUUGCCAGCCAAGACAAAGACGGCAGCUGGAGGAUGUUGACUAUGUCUCUGUAGAGUUUGAAGAGAGACAACUAAGCUGGCAAGAUGUUGCUUCUUAUAAGCCUCCACAAGAUGCACUUUUUGCACACCCAAGGCUUUUUAGGGCAUGCGUUCCUCCAGGUAUGCACAGGUUCCGAGGGAACGUUUGGGACUUUGAUAGUCGACCCCAAGUCAUGCAAAUUCUUGGAUAUCCAUUGCCCAUGGAAGAUAGAAUUCCAGAAAUAACCGAGGCUAGAAAUAUUGAACUAGGCCUUGGACUUCAGUUGUGUUAUUUGCAUCCGUCCAAAUACAAGUUUGAGCAUCCCCGGUUUUGCUUUGAGCGGCUGGAGUAUGUAGGCCAGAAGAUUCAGGAUCUUGUGAUGGCGGAGAGACUACUAAUGAAGCACCUCGAUGCUCCUGGUCGAUGGAUUCAAGAGAGGCAUCGACGCCUUCUCAUGAACAAGUUUUGUGGCCGUUAUCUGCGUGAUCUCAAACUCCACCCCUUUAUAGUCUAUGGUGAAUCUGUUUUGGACGCUUAUGAGCACAAUCGCAGGCUUAGAAACCCUGCAACCACAGCUGUUAAUCAAGCUCUUCAUGGCCUCUCUUAUGUUGUUUAUGGGAAGCCUGAUGUUAGGCGCCUCAUGUUUGAGAUAUUUGAUUUUGAGCAGGUUCAACCAAAACCAGUGUAGAAAUUAAUGUUAUUUGAGAAGGCUCUCUUCUGUAAAUUAUGAGCAUUUCAGUUUUGGGUCUCUGUUAAUUUGAUUGAAUUUUGUUUGUAUCAGAUGUUUUUUAGUUAUUCUGUUUUUGAUCUGGA
This is a messenger RNA of Amborella trichopoda, 2309 nucleotides long. RefSeq names its product Ribonuclease III family protein. The record is from RefSeq and is a predicted model, not a curated record. Gene Ontology annotation, molecular function: ribonuclease III activity; double-stranded RNA binding. Gene Ontology annotation, biological process: regulation of gene expression; RNA processing. Lineage: Eukaryota; Viridiplantae; Streptophyta; Magnoliopsida; Amborellales; Amborellaceae. Gene Ontology annotation, cellular component: nucleus.